AGAGGAAGUGCCAGACGCCGCGGCCUGUGGUUGGGAGUUGCUGGAGUCGGUGCCCGGCGUUCAAGGUUCCCCGGACCGCGGGCGGCGGAGCAGGCCGAGGGCAGCGGGGUUUGCUUUAGGACGAGCGGCCUUGAACCUCUGCGCCCGUCUCCGCCGGCAGAUACCAUUGUGUAGUUUGAAUCAGGAAUGAAAUCUUCUGAAAGCUGAGAGCAGAAGCCUUCUUGGUCAACAUGGAGGACAAAAGACGGCGAGCCCGAGUGCAGGGAGCCUGGGCUGGCCCUGCUAAGAGCCAGGCCAUUGCUCAGCCAGCUCCCACUGCUGAGAACCAUCUCCAACAGAGACCUGGUCAAACCUGGAUGAACAAGGAGCAUCGUCUGUCUGACAGACAGUUUGUGUUCAGAGAACCCCAGGAGGUGGUACGCAGAGCCCCAGAGCCACAAGUGAUCGAUAAAGAGGGUGUGUAUGAAAUCAGCCUGUCACCCACAGGCAUAUCUAGGGUGUGUUUGUAUCCUGGCUUUGUUGACUUAAAAGAAGCCGACUCAGUAUUUGAACAGCUUUGUCAGGAUGUUCCCUGGAAACAGAGGACUGGCAUCAGAGAGGAUGUAACUUACCAGCAACCAAGACUUACAGCAUGGUAUGGAGAACUUCCUUACACUUAUUCAAGACUCACUUUGGAACCAAAUCCUCACUGGCAUCCUGUGCUGCUCGUGCUGAAGAACCAAAUUGAAGAGAACACUGGCCACACCUUCAACUCCUUGCUCUGCAAUCUCUACCGAAAUGAGAAGGACGGCGUGGACUGGCAUAGUGAUGACGAACCUUCGCUGGGGAGGUGCCCCAUCAUUGCUUCACUCAGUUUUGGUGCCACACGCAUGUUUGAGAUGAGAAAGAAGCCCCCACCAUGUAUGGAGAAGGAGCUGUGACUGAUCGAACAUAUCAAAAGUGGUUUUUGAAGUUUCGUGCUGGAGAUUUCUCGCUGGACGAUGCUCCACGGUCGGGGAGACCAGUUGAAGUUGAUAGCGAUCAAAUCGAGACGUUAAUUGAGAACAAUCAACGUUAUACCAUGCGGGAGAUAGCCGACAUACUCAAAAUAUCCAAAUCAAGCAUUGAAAAUCAUUCGCACCAGCUUGGUUAUGUUCAUCGCUUCAAUGUUUGGGUUCCACAUAAGUUAAGCGAAAAAAACGUUGACCGUAUUUCCGCGUGCGAUUCUCUACUUAAACAUAUGGAAAUGUUCCAUUUUUAAAACAAAUUGUGAUGGGCAGUGAAAAGUGGAUACUGUACAAUAAUGUGGAACAGAAGAGAUCGUGGGGUGAGCAAAAUGAACCGCCGCCAACCCCACCAAAGGCUGGUCCAAAGAAGGUGAUGUUGUGUAUAUGGUGGGAUUGGAAGGGAGUCCUCUAUUAUGAGCUCCCCGGAAAACCAAGUGAUUAAUUCCAACAUAUACUGCUCCCAGUUAGACCAACUGAAAGCAGCACUUGACGAAAAGUGUCCAGAAUUAGUCAACAGAGAACGCAUAAUCUUCCAUCAAGAUAGUGCGAGACUACAUGUUUCUUUGAUGACCGACCAGGCGAAAACUGUUACAGCUUGGCUGGGAAGUUCUGAUUCAUCCGCCGUAUUCACCAGACAUUGCACCUUCAGAUUUCCAUUUAUUUCAGUCUUUACAAAAUUCUCUUAAUGGAAAAAAUUUCAAUUCCCUGGAAGACUGUAAAAGGCACCUGGAACAAUUCUUUGCUCAAAAAGAUUAAAAGUUUUGG
This is a messenger RNA of Balaenoptera acutorostrata (minke whale), 1751 nucleotides long. It is a transcript of the gene ALKBH3, whose product is annotated as alkB homolog 3, alpha-ketoglutarate dependent dioxygenase. Gene Ontology annotation, molecular function: dioxygenase activity. The record is from RefSeq and is a predicted model, not a curated record. The coding region runs from base 231 to 920 and encodes 229 amino acids. Gene Ontology annotation, cellular component: nucleus. Gene Ontology annotation, biological process: DNA repair; DNA alkylation repair. The transcript is spliced from 9 exons. NCBI's taxonomy places the organism in Eukaryota, Metazoa, Chordata, Mammalia, Artiodactyla, Balaenopteridae.